Molecule: messenger RNA, 545 nt
Organism: Microplitis demolitor
Lineage: Eukaryota; Metazoa; Arthropoda; Insecta; Hymenoptera; Braconidae
Product: endocuticle structural glycoprotein ABD-4
Exons: 2
Coding region: 69-461 (130 amino acids)
Cellular component (GO): chitin-based extracellular matrix
Molecular function (GO): structural constituent of chitin-based larval cuticle
Source: RefSeq, a predicted model, not a curated record
CGAAAUCAAUCUUGGUUGAAUACUCAUCUUUGUACGGACUUGUUUGCUUUAUAAUUUUAUAAAUCAACAUGAAGUUUCUUAUAAUUUCAUUGGCUGUCAUUGCCGCAGUAUCUGCACAGCAAUACAACCAGCAGAACCAGCAGCCGAUUGCGAUCGUAAGACAAUCCCAAGAUUCUUCCCCCGAUGGUUCUUACCAGUACAGCUACGAAACUGAAAAUGGCAUCAGCGUUGACGAACAAGGACAACCCGCUGCACAAGGACCAGAUGGAGCAGCUGUUGUCGCUCAAGGAGGGUACCAAUACGUCGGUGAUGACGGUGUUACUUACCAAGUGAGAUACACCGCUGACGAGACUGGAUUCCACCCAGAAGGUGCUCAUCUUCCAGUGGCUCCUCCAAUCCCAGAAGCUAUCGCUCGUGCUCUUGAGUACAUCCGCACCCACCCCCAACCACAAGAACAAUAAACCAAUAAUCCAAUUCUGUAAAUUUAUUAUUGUUAAAAUUUCAUGUUUAAAUAAAUUUUUUUUUUAAUAAAAAAAUAAAAUAUA